AGAGAGAGAGAGAGAGAGAGAGAGAGAGAGAGAGAGAGAGAGAGAGAGAGAGAGAGAGAGAGAGAGAGAGAGAGAGAGAGAGAGAGAGAGCGCUAUAAUGACGGUGCGUUGUAUUCGGGGAACGAAGCAAUCAAGGGCAAUAUUUACCCGAGUGCCGCCUGGGACUGAUAAUGAUGAGGAUGAUGAUGAUGAGGAGGAGGAGGAGGAGGAGGAUGGUGAUGAUGAUGAUGAUGAUGAUGAUGAUGAUGAUGAUGACGAUGAUGAUGAUGAUGAUGAUGAUGAUGGUGCUCCAGUGAGAAUGCGAUUCAAUGGCGUAUGGCGCCCGUCACUUGGAAGCAACCAAUUUGAAGCGGGUUCCAACACCAUAGGGCGACGGGUGGUGUCACUGGAUAGCAUGGGCUCGCGAACAGGGUCGCGGGCCUCCAAGGUAGGAGGGAAGCGGAGCUCGGCAGGGGGACAAAGUAGUUCGGUGCCUCCCAGGUGGCCUCCCCAGGUGGUACUCGAGCAACUGAGGGGUGCACAGGAAGACAUGAGGGCUCUGAUAAAGGCGAAGAAUUGCAACCCUAUUUUUGUUCGACUGGCAUGGCAUGACGCAGGAACUUACAACCAGAACCUUGCAGGGUGGCCAUGUGCAGGGGGCGCGAACGGUACCCUUCGAUUCAAAACCCAGCUGAGUCAUGAGUGCAACGCAGGCUUGCUGAACGCGUUCAAGCUGCUUGAUCCCAUCAGAGUGAAGUACCCUGCAAUUAGUAAUGCGGAUCUGCUGCAGCUCGCAGGUGCUACUGGAAUCGAGAUGGCAGGAGGGCCGACGCUCCCCAUGAGGUAUGGUCGUAUUGACGCUCCAUCCGAAGAGUUCUGCGCUCCCGACAACGUCUUACCCAUGGCUAAUCCUCCUGACCCGGCUGCGCAUCUCCGAAGUGUGUUCUACAGAAUGGGCUUUACCGACAAGGACAUCGUAGCACUCUCUGGAGCGCACACGCUAGGCCGAGCUCGACCGGAACGCAGUGGGUUUGGCAAGAUCCAUACACCCUACACCAAGGAUGGACCAGGUGCACCAGGCGGUCAAUCCUGGACCAAAGACUGGCUCAAAUUUGACAACAGCUACUACAAGGAAGUAAGGGACAAAACCGACGAGCAUCUGCUGGUCUUGCCCACCGACGCUGUGCUGUUUCAAGAUGAAGGGUUCAAGGUUUAUGCAGAGAAGUAUGCCGAGGAUCAGGAUGCGUUUUUCCGGGACUACGCUGAGGCGCAUGUGAAGCUUAGCAACUUGGGCUGCAAGUUCGAUCCCCCUGAAGGUAUGCGGCUCGACGACAAUCCUCAAUUGUCAGACGGAUGGACGGAGAAGGCUUCAACGCCAACACAGGGCCAGAAAGCGACCAUGUACUCUCCCACCACCACGGGCCGCUCCAGUCCUGCAGCGACAUCGUCCUCCAGAUUCACUGCUGCAGCUAUCAACUUCCCUCAACCGUCUACCACUAACUUUCUAUACGCCGUGGUGAUAGUCGGAAUGGUAGCUGUACUUGUGAAGCUGCUCACCUGAGGAGAUUUGAUCAUUUUGAUCUCUACGCAUACACAAUAUCAACGGUUAUGCUCGUUCUUGGAAAGUCAUCUGUGCGCAUUUACUGGGUAUCUGAUCAAAUAAGUCCUGUCUUGUGAGUAUGCCCUGCCUGACGUCAUGAUCAUUGCCUGCUUCUCCAUGUCCAUGGCUUGCAAUAGACAUGGCCUCAAGUGAAGAAGAGGGAGGACAAGUUUCUCCCUUAUCUACGGGUGCACGUGUGCUGUAAUGUAUCACCCCAACAGCCCCUUUUUCCACCCCGAUGAGCAGAUCAAAAAUCAAAACAGCUUUACCUC
Molecule: messenger RNA, 1851 nt
Organism: Chara braunii
Lineage: Eukaryota; Viridiplantae; Streptophyta; Charophyceae; Charales; Characeae
Source: the annotation of a GenBank genome assembly